This is a messenger RNA of Dioszegia hungarica, 1602 nucleotides long. RefSeq names its product putative D-lactate dehydrogenase oxidoreductase protein. The record is from RefSeq and is a predicted model, not a curated record. The transcript has 9 exons. Bases 1 to 1602 code for a protein of 533 amino acids. Gene Ontology annotation, biological process: lactate catabolic process. Gene Ontology annotation, cellular component: mitochondrion. NCBI's taxonomy places the organism in Eukaryota, Fungi, Basidiomycota, Tremellomycetes, Tremellales, Bulleribasidiaceae. Gene Ontology annotation, molecular function: D-lactate dehydrogenase (NAD+) activity; D-lactate dehydrogenase (cytochrome) activity; FAD binding.
AUGAAUCUCACAUCCUACGGUAUCCUCGUCGCCUCCCUCCUCGGCGCCGCGCUCGCCGGGUACUACACCUCCGAGACCCUCUCCGCCCGCCCCAAUAUCCAGUACACCCUCAUCGACUCGGCGCGGGCCAAGGAGCUCCAAUCUGCCAAUCAGCCCCGGUUUGGGGACCACAAGGCCUACCUCGCGGCUAUUGACGAGCUCAAGGCGAGCUGGCAAAAGAAGGGAAAGGCGGAUCAGGUCAGUACGGACAAGGAAGACCUGGAGACGCACGGGAUUAGCGAUUGGAGCUACCAUGAGGCCAAGGUGCCGACGGUGGUGGUCUGGGUGGAGAGCACGGAGGAGGUCGUGGAGGUGGUCAAGGUGGCGACGAAGUAUAGGGUGCCGAUCACGCCGUUCUCGGGCGGAACAAGUCUCGAGGGGCACUUUAGCAGCGUAGCUGAGUCUCAGCCAUACGGCGGUAUCUCGCUCGACUUUUCAAUGAUGGACAAAGUCCUCCGGAUCUCCGAGGCAGACGGAGACUGUACCGUCCAGCCCGGUGUAAAAUGGGAAGACCUCAACAAGCACCUCGCAGAUAAAGACAUCAAGCUGUUCUUCCCGCUGGAUCCGGGACCGGGGGCGACUAUCGGGGGGAUGGCGGGUACGGGAUGUAGUGGGACAAAUGCGGUGCGGUAUGGGACAGCCAAGGCCGAGUGGUUCUUGAACUUGACUGUCGUUCUUCCGUCUGGCGAGGUUAUCCGGACACGACAAAGAGCUCGGAAGUCUUCAGCAGGGUUUGACACUACCAAGCUGUUCAUCGGUGCCGAGGGGACUCUCGGUAUCGUUACCGAGGCAACUCUGCGGCUUGCACCUCUUCUGCCCACAAAAUGUGCUGUCGUGGGCUUCGCUGGGGUGGAGGAGGCGGUGCAGGCUGCGACUGAGAUUGUCAAUGCCGGACUACCAGUCCAAUGCGUUGAAUUCGUAGACAAAAAGACGGUCCAGUCCAUCAACGAAAUGGGUCUCGCUGGACGGUCAUACCCUGAGCGUGACUCCCUAUUCUUCAAAUUUCAGGGAUCUGACGCAUCCAUGACCGAUGUCGCCAAAGCAGCAGCCAUCAUCGUUCAAAAACACGGUGGCAAAGACCUCGAAUUCAGCAAGACCGAUAAGGAAGCUGCAGAUUUGUGGCAAGGACGAAAAGCGGCUCUGUGGAGUAUCAUGGGGUUGAUACCGGAAAGUCGCGCAUGGACGACCGAUGUUUGUGUACCCAUAUCGAAACUGCCGCAGCUGGUACGAGAGACGGCAGAAGAUUUCGAGCGGAGAGGAGUCGUUGGGUGCCAUCUAGGACACGUCGGCGACGGUAACGUCCAUUCCAUCCUCCUGUUCAAAACGGACGAGGAGCUCGAGAACAUCCGUGAGGGGGUACACGAGAUGGUACACCGUGCUAUCAGGCUCGAGGGGACAUGUACAGGCGAGCACGGUGUAGGGGUGGGUAAGGUGGAGUACCUGGAGGAGGAGUUGGGCGUGGGGACAGUGGGGCUAAUGGAGACUAUCAAGAGGACGCUGGACCCCCUGGAUAUCAUGAACCCGGGCAAGCUGUACCCAAAUAUCAAGCCAAUCAAGCCAUGA